Messenger RNA from Colias croceus (clouded yellow), 1408 nucleotides. RefSeq names its product methyltransferase-like protein 25B. NCBI's taxonomy places the organism in Eukaryota, Metazoa, Arthropoda, Insecta, Lepidoptera, Pieridae. The coding region runs from base 76 to 1386 and encodes 436 amino acids. The transcript has 6 exons. The record is from RefSeq and is a predicted model, not a curated record.
UAAAAAGUGCGAAGCAGAUUUUGUCGUAGUCAUAAUUUAUUUGAAUGCAAUUCUUGUACGAAUAUUUUUAUCAAAAUGUCGAGCCAUAUGGAUAAUGUGAGGACUGUUAUUGAUGGAACAGUAAAAGUACUGCAAACUUUCAAAUGGCUUUUGGAUUUGUACGUUUUGGAUUUCUUUGUUGAUAAUCAUUGGGAUAUGUUACCACAAUCUUGGCGAGACACUUUUCAGGAUAUUGAUCCACAAACCUUGGGAUAUUUGCUUCAAGAUCAUCCCACGAACCACAUGUUCCCUUUAUCCUUCUUAGCUCUUGUAAAAUUUGUUAAAAGCAUGAGUUUGCCAAGGAAGAGCACCUACCAGAGCUCUAAUAAAAAAGUGGACAUUGUUAAUAAUCAAAAAUUGAGAAAUAUGUUUCUAAAACAUGUGAAACUGAAGAAACGCCAUGAAAUAAGUCUGAUGGCUAAUGUUGUGAAUGAUGUGGCUAGGGCCAGUGGCUGUGAUGCUGUUAUAGAUUUUGGAUCAGGCUUGGGACAUUUGGUACGAAUGCUGUCAUACAAUUUUGGUCUGAAAACUGUUGGAAUCGAAUGUCAGAGUCAAUUGACUGAAGAAGCUAGAAAACUUGACCUAGAAUUGGAGUACACAGCAAAGAAAUAUGUCAAUAUUGAGAACAUAACCAGUCUUCCGAGACCCAUACAUUGCAACGAGACACUAUCCAGUGCUGAUCAGCUUGAAACUCUCUCAUUGAAGGAAACAAUUCACAACCACGGCCUUAUUGGCUUACACCCAUGUGGAAAUUUGGGACCUUUAUUACUAAAAUACUUUGUACAGUGUAAUAGAGCCCAAUUUAUUUGUCUUGUGGGUUGUUGUUAUAUGAAACUUAGUAGCGAUGGCUAUCCUAUGAGCGAAUAUGUGAAAGGGCUGGAUUGUGAACUGUCUUAUGCAAGUAGAGAGAUUGCUUGUCAUGCAAUUGAAUCAUACUGUGAGAAGCUUUGUAAAGGAGAUUAUAAUGAUUUAAAAGUACAUGCCUUCAGAGCAGCACUUGAAAGGGUCCUAGUGGACCAUGAUCCGAAUCUGCGACAUUCACCCAUCAGAAGUGUGAAACAUACCGACAAUAUGACUUUUGAAAGCUACAGCAAAGUCGCACUGGGCAGACUUUCAGUAACGACAAUGGACACUUCAAAAAGCACAUCCGACCUUGCUCAAUGGAAACGGGUAGUAGUACUAUACACUUUGCGACUUGUAUUAGCACCGUUGGUGGAAACUGUUAUAUUGCUGGACAGAUUGUAUUAUAUGAUGGAGCAUGGUAUCCACUGCGAAAUACACCCGGUAUUUGAUCCUAAUAUUUCUCCAAGAAAUCACGUCAUGAUCGGCAGAAAAAUGUUUACAUGAUUAAAAAAAAUGUAUACAAUUA